Messenger RNA from Centropristis striata (black sea bass), 3284 nucleotides. It is a transcript of the gene ilvbl, whose product is annotated as ilvB (bacterial acetolactate synthase)-like. Gene Ontology annotation, cellular component: acetolactate synthase complex. The coding region runs from base 269 to 2176 and encodes 635 amino acids. NCBI's taxonomy places the organism in Eukaryota, Metazoa, Chordata, Actinopteri, Perciformes, Serranidae. Gene Ontology annotation, molecular function: magnesium ion binding; acetolactate synthase activity; flavin adenine dinucleotide binding. Gene Ontology annotation, biological process: L-valine biosynthetic process. The transcript is spliced from 14 exons. The record is from RefSeq and is a predicted model, not a curated record.
AUAUCCGCUGCUCUGUGUCGUUACAGUAAUUACAGGAAGAGCACUCGGUCAUUUCAACUUAUAAAGGAGCCGAAUACAUGCCCUUAACAGCCUUUUGUCAGUAUCUUAAUGUUAGCUAAUUUCACAGUGAAUGUACUGCUGAAAUUACGACUUUCGAAAUGGGAGCAUAGUGGUUGUAAGAGCAGCUCCACAGUAUCUUAGCCUAGCAGCCGAGCUCAGCUGCUGGACUGGACGGUUUGGAUAUUAAGUUUAGCUAAGUUGAGUUUUUAUGAAUAAAGGUUUGCUUCCCCACCCUGACAUGGAGUCAUUUGGAGCCAUUGGGACCUUUCUUGGAUGCUCAGCGGGCAUUGCGGUGGCAGGGCUUGUGUUUGCAGCCUACAAACUUGGCUUACUCUACCAGUUGUUUCACAGGACUGAGACGAAGAGCCCACGACAUGGUGGCGAGAGUGUAGCAGAGGUGCUCCGUGCCCACGGUGUCAAGUAUGUUUUCACUCUUGUCGGUGGACACAUCUCACCCAUCCUGGUGGCUUGCGAGAAGGUGGGCAUCCGCAUUGUGGACACCAGACAUGAGGCCACUGCUGUCUUCGCUGCUGAUGCUGUGGCGAGACUCUCAGGCACUGUUGGCGUAGCAGCAGUGACUGCAGGCCCAGGCCUCACUAACACAGUGACAGCGGUGAAGAACGCUCAGAUGGCUGAAUCUCCAUUGCUGCUCAUUGGAGGAGCUGCUGGUACACUACUUCAGGGCAGAGGAGCGCUGCAGGAUAUCGACCAGAUGUCUCUUUUCAAGCCGCUGUGUAAGUUCUGUGCCUCCAUCAGGACUAUCAGGGAGAUCGUGCCUACGGUCAGGAAGGCCCUGGCCAUCGCCCAGUCAGGAACUCCUGGUCCUGUUUUCAUAGAGUUCCCCAUAGACACGCUCUAUCCCUUCCAUCUUGUGUCCAAAGAGUUUGGAGUAAAGAACCCUCCCAAAGGCCUGAUGGGAAAAAUUGUCUCAUGGUACCUCAAUAACCAUCUCAUGAAUCUCUUUGCUGGAGCAUGGGAGACCAGAGAUGUUUCUCCGCUUCCUGUUGACAUUCCACAAGCCACAGACGAUCAGGUACAACAGUGCAUAGAGCUUGUGAGUCGAGCCAAGAAACCUGUUAUUCUGCUGGGUAGCCAAGCAACACUACCCCCAACGCCAGCGGAUGACAUCAGGAAGGCAUUGGAGGAUCUGGGCAUCCCCUGCUUCCUCGGGGGCAUGUCCCGAGGCAUGCUGGGUAGAGACAGUCCCAUCCACAUCAGACAGAACAGGCGAGAUGCUCUGAAGGACGCCGACUUGGUGCUUUUAGCAGGCACCGUGUGUGACUUCCGGCUGAGCUACGGCAGAGUUCUCAACAGACGCAGUAAGAUCAUCGCUGUCAACAGAGAUAAGACGCAGCUGCUGAAAAACUCAGAUAUGUUCUGGAAACCAACUAUAGCAAUUCAGGGUGACGCUGGCUCAUUCUUAAAGCGGCUUUCCAAAGGCCUGAAGGGCCAUCGCUGUCCAGAAGAAUGGCCUCAGAGCCUCAAAGCAGGAGAUCUGACCAAAGAAAAUACAAACAGGGCUAAAGCUGAUGAGAAGACUGACCACCACUUAAAUCCCUUGAAAGUCCUCCACCGUGUGGAUGAGCUGAUGGCAGAGGACAGCAUCAUUGUUGCCGAUGGGGGUGAUUUUGUUGGAAGUGCUGCUUACAUAAUGAGACCAAGAGGACCGAUGCGUUGGCUAGAUCCAGGAGCCUUUGGGACUCUGGGAGUCGGUGGAGGAUUUGCCUUGGGGGCAAAACUGUGUCGGCCUGAAUCUGAGGUGUGGAUAGUGUAUGGUGACGGCUCCUUAGGAUACAGUGUCGCAGAGUUUGACACAUUCACUAGACACAAGACACCAGUUAUAGCUGUGGUGGGAAAUGACGCAUGUUGGAGUCAGAUAUCCAGAGAGCAGGUUCCUAUACUUGGCAGCAACGUGGCGUGCGGCCUUGCGUUUACAGAUUACCAUGUAGUGGCAGAUGGUUACGGAGGUAAGGGCUACCUUGUAGGACGUGAGGACGAGGACAGGCUAAGCGACAUCAUCAGACAGGCUCAGAGGGAGACCCAGGAGGGCAAGGCAACACUUCUCAAUGUUAUGAUAGGGAAGACCAACUUUAGAGAGGGCUCUAUCUCUGUAUAGAGCAGCUGCGAUUUCUCAAAAGUUCUUUGUUUACCUUUGGCUCUUCAUAGACUUUUACUACCUAUCAGGUUCUAUGAAGGGUUUCAGAGAGUGGGAAGAUACUGUGAGAGAGCCCAACCCUGACCAGACCUAUGCUAAUCCUUUGUGCCCUUAAAGCCAUAUUUCACUUUGGUAAAAGGAAAUUACAGUAUGUUCAUCUCCUAUAAGGGUUCAUGAACCAUCACAUGAGAUAUCACUUAGACCAGUCAAAAAUCAUACUAAUAAGACAUCAGCAAACACCAGAGUCAUGACUCUGAUAUUUCAAUAUCAAAGAGUGACUGUUUAUAAAGCUGCAGUCACUGUUAUUUACGAUUUAAGUUUUACUUCAGUGAAAUAUACAGCUCCCGAUCUGCCAGCCUAGAAACUAAACUUUUGCUGUGUGUCAUGAAACUUUCAGGUUCAUGUUGUGCUACUUCAAGAUAAUUGCUGCAUUUUAAGAAGGGAAAGGGUGAAAAAGUGAGAUAAUCUUGCUUUAAGAGAUAAUACCUCUUCAGAAGCUUGACCUUUAAACAGCCUAUUUAAACUUUCUUGCAAAUAAAAUGAAAAUCAUUCAUGAAAGAUUGAGAGAGAGCUUUGGUUUAUUAAGUUAUCAAAUGCGACCAGUAUGCCUUUUCUCCUGUUGUCAAAAUGAACACGGAGCCUUUUUAUGAGGAGACAUGAAACUUUACAGCUGUAAUAUUGUUUAUCGGUUGAUGAUUUGGAAUAAUAAUGUGUUAAAUGGAAAAUAUUUUUUGAAUGUCGAAUACUGACAAAUGGUAUGCCUUUUAAUGUUUGAUUGUGUCUCAGAAUACAUUGAUAUGUGUAGAUUGAAAAUGUGUCUGCUGAUUAAGUUAUGUAUUUUAAUGAUAUUUAAUACUAACCUGUAUGCAUUUAUGUGGGCUAUCAUUUCAAAUAUGCCUAUACACAAUAUGUAUUGCACUAUGAUUAUAACUUAUUUACUCACCAGGUGAACACUGUAGAUCAUCUCAGUAUAAAUUGCUGUUUUAUUUGCUACUUUUGAGGAAGGUAUGUCAAACUUGAUCAUACAAUUGUAAAUUUGGGUUAAUUCUCAAAUAAACUUUUAAAAAGA